GUGUGCGUAUUUGAGAGUGCGUGAGCGUUUGUGAGGAGUUUAUUUAACCCCCCUCUCUCCCCUUUCUUCUCUCUUGCAACUCUAAUACCUUUUUUUUUUUCAUAAAGAAAAAUGAGCCAAAUGCCGCUUCCUCUUACUCCUUUAAAUACCUCAUUUUAUAGUAACAAGAAUGGAUUAAUGAACGGUAGUGACGGAGAACAGCUUGUUUCACCUACAAGAGAAGAAAUUUCUACUAUAUUUGUAGUAGGAUUCCCAGAGGAUAUGCAAGAGCGUGAAUUCCAAAAUAUGUUUAUGUUUUCCUCUGGGUUUGAAGCCGCUAUGCUUAAAGUACCAUCGUUAAAAGAUGGAGAUGAUGAUUUGGCGAACAACAUAAAGAAGCAAAUAAUUGGAUUCGCAAAGUUUAGGACACGCAAAGAAGCUAUUGAGGCGAAGGAUGUAUUGAAUGGACGUAAAAUAGAUCCUGAAAAAGGGAAUACAUUAAAAGCUGAAAUGGCAAAGAAAAAUCUUCACACGAAAAAACUAAAUAUAACUGAACAACAACAAGAGCAGCAUACAAUGGAGCAGGAAGAGCUUCAAAAGAUUCAACAACCAACACCUAAUCGAUUUAAUACGGCUUAUGAAGCAUUUUAUUCUGUCCCACCGUCAUCCGUCCCAAAAGACUUGAUGUCACCUAUCACAACUCCUUCUUCCAUGACAAACGAAUCUUACUCCGACUUUUAUUCCGAUCUUGCCUUUGUUGGCUCACCACCACCCGUAGAAAACUUUAUUUCACGUUCACAGUCAGUAGAUGCUAGAUCAAUGGAUUUAUUUAUCCGUCCAUCUUUAUCUAGCAACAAUAGUAGAUUUCAGAGUAGAUUAUCUGCUGUAGCUGCUAAUAGAUUCCACAAUGGCAAAGAAUUAGAAUUUGAUUACCUAUCCAAAUCAACACCUCAUGAUAAUAGCAAUGAUAGAUCAUUUCAUCCACAUAUAAUUCCAUCCUCUCAACCACAGCAACAACAUUAUCCUCAUCAUAUUCUUUCUCCUCCGCUUAGACCAAUGUCAACUGUUUCAACUGGUUUAAUGAAUCAUCAUGAUCCUCCACAUCACUUUUCAAGGUUUCCUCCAUUUGUUCAUACUUCUAAUUCGACUCCUCCUAAAUCCAUCUCACCUGCUCCUCAUUCUCCUUCCCCGCCACCCCCUCCAGGUAUUUUAUCACCAAAUCAUAGUUAUCGUAGCUUGGGUGGUAUGCUCGUAGGAAGCACAAAUCCAGCAGAUCAAAAUCCUCCCUGUAAUACACUUUAUGUCGGUAACUUACCUCCGAAUGCCAAUGAAGAUGAACUCAAGUCCAUGUUUUCAAAAUGUGCGGGAUAUAAGCGUCUAUCGUUUAAGAACAAGUCGAAUGGACCCAUGUGUUUUGUCGAAUUCGAAGAUGCCAUCUAUGCAGCGCAAGCAUUACAAGAUCUCCAUGGAAACCCGCUUAGCAACUCUGUCAAAGGUGGAAUACGCUUGUCUUUUAGUAAAAAUCCAUUGGGCGUACGUCAAAGCAACAGCAACAACAAUAACAAUUUUUCAAUCAUGAACACUUUAUCCAAUAGAAGAGAAAGUAUCACCACAUCUCAUUUUGAUCCACAAUUGUCUUAAUUCUUUUCAUAUUAAAAUUUCCAACAAAACUAUAUUCAAUUUUCUAGGAGGAUUUAUAUAAACAUCAACCC
Rhizopus microsporus ATCC 52813 is the source of this 1691-nucleotide messenger RNA. RefSeq lists its product as uncharacterized. Gene Ontology annotation, molecular function: mRNA binding. The record is from RefSeq and is a predicted model, not a curated record. Bases 112 to 1620 code for a protein of 502 amino acids. Lineage: Eukaryota; Fungi; Mucoromycota; Mucoromycetes; Mucorales; Rhizopodaceae. The transcript is spliced from 4 exons.